AGGUGAAGGGCUCCAGUGUGCAAAGAGCCGGGCAAAGCGGCGAAAGUGGCACCGGGCAAGGGGGCAAAGUGGUCCGGGCGCGCGCCUGAAGCGGGGACCGGCGCCCUUUUCCUCUCCUCCUUGCAAUUAAGCGAGGGGGCGUCUGCAAACUCCCGCCGGCCCCUUUGCACGCACGGCUCUUGGAAGUCACCCCAAUAGCCAAGGUCAGGCGAGGAAGCCCGGGCGGCGCGCCGCGCCCGGGUUUUUUGGGGUUAGCUCUCGCGGAGCGAUUCUCCGGCGGACGUGCAGAGGGGAGGGCGGCCGUGGGGCGGAGAAAGUCCCGCAGCCAGCGCCGUCGGUGGCCGAGCUGUCGAGUCUCCGUCCACUUUGUGCCCCACCCCAACCCCAUUAUGAGAACGGCACUUCUGUGGCCCUGGAUCGUAGCCUUGAGUUACUUCGCACCCACAGGGUUGGCUGCCUAUUUCUUCCAGCAGCCUAUGGAUCAAGUGAUCGUAUCUGGACAGUCGGUGACUCUGGCCUGCGUGGUGAUGGGCUACCGAGGCAUGGUUCAGUGGACCAAGGAUGGGCUGGCUUUGGGCGGAGAAAGAGACCUGCCCGGCUGGCCCCGCUACUCCAUCGUUGGAGAUGCCUCUGCCGGGCAGCAUAACUUACGCAUUGAUUACGCUGAGUUGGAUGACGACGCAGUCUAUGAAUGCCAGGCUACGCAAGCGGCGUUGAGGUCCCAACGUGCCAAACUCACUGUCCUGAUCCCUCCCAACGAUCCAGAGAUCCAAAAUGGCCCCGUCGUGCAUGUGAUCUCCAACGUCCCCUACAACCUAUCCUGCCGGGCUGCCGGGGCCAAGCCUGCUGCCGAGAUCAACUGGUACCGAGACGGGCAGCGGCAAGAUUCUGCAGUGUAUUCCAAGGUGUUGAUGGAGGACAGAAAACGGGAGGUGGCGGUCAGCACCCUCCUCUUGACCCCCAGCAGCAGGGACAUGGGGUGCUCUUUCACGUGCCAGGUCAGCAAUCCAGCAGCCCCUGCUGGCAAGCAGACAACAGUCACCCUCAAUGUGCAAUACCCGCCUGUCGUCAUCUUAUCAGUCCAGCCGCAAACCGUCCCUGAAGGGGGCAAGGUCAGCUUCCUCUGCACGGCCACCUCCAACCCCGAAGUGACAGGUUACAGGUGGGCGAAAGGCGGCGUGCCUGUUCCAGAAGCCAACGGAGACAGCUACGAGGCGACGGUCGACCAGUCCUUCUUCACCGAACCCGUGUCGUGUGAGGUGUCAAAUGCUGUGGGAAGCACCAACGUCAGCACACUGGUGGAUGUGCAUUUUGGACCCCGUCUUGUAUCUCAGCCCAAACCCUUGACGGUUGAUGUGGGUUCAGAUGCCUCAUUCACUUGCACCUGGUCCGGGAAUCCACCUCUCACCUUGGCCUGGACCAAAAAGGGAUCUAGCGUGGUACUGAGCAAUGGAAACACCCUCCACCUGAAGGCAGUGACACAAGAGGACGCUGGCAUCUACGUGUGCAAAGCGAUUGUGCCCCGCAUCGGGGUUGCGGAGAAGGAAGUGACGCUUGCGGUGAACGGCCCGCCUGUUAUCAACGCAGAACCGAGCCAGCAGACAGCGGUGGGAGCCAAAGCACGGCUGGAGUGCUUGGUGGGGAGCAUCCCGCCCCCCGACAGGAUUGCCUGGGCAUGGGGUGAACGGGUGUUGGACUCCGGCUCGCUGGAUCGCUUUACAGUGGACACUGUUGUGACGGAGCAAGGGGUGCUCUCGGCCCUGCUGAUAGACCCAACCCAUGACGCCGAUUUUGCCCUCCCCUACAAUUGCACAGCUUGGAACCGCUUCGGCGUACGGUCCGCCGCUGUCAGCCUGCGCCGCCAAGAUGCUUUUACCCCCACCAGGGAAAAACCUACAGAGGUCUUGUCGGUCCUGAUCUUGGGGGUUUUGGCUUCCUCUGGUGUUGUGGCCAUUCUGCUUCUGGUAGUCACUGUCUCUCUCUGCUACCGGCGCAAACGCUGUGGAAAGGCCAAGCGGGGAACGCAGCUCUCCAAGGCCGACAUCCUGGUGCAGAUCACGACCAGCGAGAGCAGCCCCAGCCGACCAAGCGAGCCGGAAGACGAUAGCAAAGAACCUAUGCAGUGGUACAGUCCUUUGGGGAAGCCCCCGUCACCUGUACUUACGACGAAGGGACAUAAAGAGCUGAAGCUGGAACCGGGGAACCUGCUUUACCAAGCUCACCCUUCACCCUUCAUCUCUCUCCAGGCCACUAGCAGUGAAUCUCCAGCGACAUCCCAUACGGAGCACAGCGAAAUUCUGGAAGAUGAUGAAGGGAGUCAGGAGCUGAAGGACCCCACAAACGGCUAUUACAAGGUCCGUGCUCAUGAAGAGCCCUGCUUGGCGAGCAGUUUCUCAGAAUAUGCCCCCGGCCCCCGUCCUCUGUUUGGGGCCUCUUCCCUGUACCCUUCGGCCGGGCAGGUACAACCAAAGCUGUAUGAGUACUCCCACCGCUACACCCUGGGCACACCCAGCUCCCGCUCGGCCUAUGACCCCCACGAGCGGCUCUUCCCUCAGGAAAACUUGUACAGCGGGAGCACCUACCUCACAGCCCCCUACAGCCGCGCCUUCACUAGUUACGUCAAGCCCAGCAACUACGAGAAGGCCGAGAGCGGAUACGAGCCGUCGGACCAGGCCAGCAAGGCCUCAGGCUGUUCGCGCUUCUCGUAUACGUCCUUGUGUCAGCAGUCUGACUACGGGCGUCCUUCCCAGCAGCGCAUGCAGACCCACGUAUGACUCCUGCCUGACCCCGCCCAACUCUGAACGUCUUCGGAGGUCGCCAGAAAAAGGAACGGACGCUCGCUUUGGCGGACAGACUCAAACGGGCCAGGCCAACAGACUGGGGGUCCUAGACCUGAGCUGAGGACACAAUUCUCACCAUCUAGAGAAGGUGGCAGCCAGCCAGCUUAGCAACCUACAAGUUGGAGCCAAGAUGGCUGACGGCCGGUUUGCCAUCUUCCAAUUGGAGCCUGGCCCGUGACUGUGGCCAUGAGGACACCGGCGCUGUCUUCUUUGUGUCAGGAUGCAGCCAACAAGGGUGCGCCUUCUGCUGACAGUAGAAAUAGGCUACAAUGGAUUGUAGGAUAACUUGGCCUGGCAGAAUCUAGAUUCAAAAGGGUGGGUAGUGCUGGUCAUUCAAGGGAAAUCUGACAAGCCCGUGGACCAGGGCGUUGAAAACUGGUGAAAAAUAUGGUGCUAUAAAAGCCUCAGCGACAGGGCUAAGUGAUGCUCAGUCUGGCUCUCUAACGGGAUUGCCCUGAGGGCAACCUGCUGCCGUGAAGACUUGACUUUACACCUUACUGCAGUCGCAUGCUUCUGGGAAAUCUCUACGCAUGGGCAAUAAUGCUUGCAUUUUACUUUUUCCUGGCUUGAUGCUACGGUUAAAUUAUUCCCUCUUCCCCUCUUUACUUGGGGGCACCUCUGAAUUAAUACAGAUGCAACUGUCUACCCCCUCCCGUUUCAUAAAACCCAGACCCUCGUUCCAGGGUGAAGGCACCAAAAUAAAACAUCCGCGCUUCAUUCACCUGCAGUGAACUCAUCUGACCAGGGGGUGGCACUAGCAUCCCAACAAUUUAUGCCAUUUCACCAUGCCGAGACCUGAAAGGACUCCUAGGGCACAUACAACCUCUAUAAAGUCAAUCUGACAAAAAAAGACCGAGGGUGCAGCCCGGAAUGAAACAGGAAGCCAAAAGCAGAUGGGAUAUGUUUAUAUCUUUCUCUCUUUUAAAAAAAAAGUUAUUCUUUUUGCCUUAAAUGUAUUUCCCUGCUGUGACCGUUUUGAGUUCUCUAAUCUUAUCUUUCCAGAACCACUGUAUAUUAUUUUCCUUUUGCAUUUUUUUGAUUUAGAAUGGGAAUUCGCAGCGGCACGCUAUUAUCAUGCCUGUCUAUGUUGCGCUUCAUAUAGAAAGGAAAACGGGGGAAAUUGUAAAUGUAUUGCCUACUGCAGAACUCAAAUAUUUAUAUUUAAUUUUAAAAA
Sphaerodactylus townsendi is the source of this 4014-nucleotide messenger RNA. RefSeq names its product kirre like nephrin family adhesion molecule 2 (gene KIRREL2). The record is from RefSeq and is a predicted model, not a curated record. The coding region runs from base 390 to 2774 and encodes 794 amino acids. Gene Ontology annotation, molecular function: cell adhesion molecule binding. NCBI's taxonomy places the organism in Eukaryota, Metazoa, Chordata, Lepidosauria, Squamata, Sphaerodactylidae. Gene Ontology annotation, biological process: cell-cell adhesion. Gene Ontology annotation, cellular component: cell-cell junction. The transcript has 16 exons.